Messenger RNA from Monascus purpureus, 1041 nucleotides. The record is from the annotation of a GenBank genome assembly. Lineage: Eukaryota; Fungi; Ascomycota; Eurotiomycetes; Eurotiales; Aspergillaceae.
ACACGACAUCCCACAAGAUUACUUAGGUACACAACAGCCUCAUCACCGUUUCACAGUGAUGAAUUCUACCUCCACGACACAGAAAUCUACCCAAUAAAUGGAACAGAUCGAACCACGCCGCUACUCCUGAGUCCUAAGAGGAGCCUGGACGCAAACCAGCAGCAAGCCAGUUGCCACCAACCUGGUUAACUUACGCCUCUGAUCGAUCACUCGCAAUACGACAUAGAUUCUGGAUCAAAUUUACAAUGCCGGACGACGAAUACUCUAUCGGCGGGGGAAAACUAAAACUAAAGGGCAGCAAAGUGAGCGGGGGCCGAGUGGAAAAGAAGAAAAAGAAGAAGAGCAAGAACAAGGAUAAGGAGCAGGAGCAAUCCACGAAGCUUGAUACCGAGACAGGAGAAGAUGGAUUUCGGGGCUCUGCUGUGGUAGAAGAACGUCUUGGGUCUGAGGCCGUUGAUAUAACCAUGACCGUUUCGAGGAAGGGUGAAGAAGCAGAAGCAGAAUCGGCUGCGCGUACAGAGGAAGGACAACUGGGUAAAACAGAGGCGGAGAGGAAAUAUGAAGAGGCUAGACGGAGGAGGCUCCAACAACGCUUACAACGCGAGGGCAUCAAAACGCACAAAGAGCGAGUCGAGGAAUUGAAUAAGUACUUGAGUCGAUUGACGGAACAUCACGACAUGCCGAAGAUUGGACCAGGUUAAUAUCGCUCUUUGUGUGGGAAACAAUUGCUUCUUUUUGUAUUUCUUGCGUAUAUCUGUAUAAUAGUCUAUGAAAUGGAAAUGUGAUAUCGUCAUCAACUCAUCUUCUACCUAAUCCAUAGUGUCUUUCGCCAUAUACAUAGAUCAGCCCAAUAUCGCAAUCCAAACUCUCACAUGUAACCCAAACAUCUGCCGCAUGUGCUAAGAAUAAAUGAUCAACGGCGUCCUGAACGCUGACGUGCAUCUCACCAGACCCCAGAUAACAGACAGAUAGACAGACACUAUUGAAUCUUGAGGGAAGACUCGUAUUUGUCCAACUCACGUGCACGGAGGGAUGAUUCAU